Ostreobium quekettii is the source of this 1980-nucleotide messenger RNA. The record is from the annotation of a GenBank genome assembly. NCBI's taxonomy places the organism in Eukaryota, Viridiplantae, Chlorophyta, Ulvophyceae, Bryopsidales, Ostreobiaceae.
AUGAAGCGCCACGCCUUAACCGGUUGGACUCUCGCGAUCUGCAGGAAGGAUGAAGGCAGCAUCGACGUGGACGUGUUCCUGUGCACGCCACGUGCCCGGAGCGCCAUCCAGGAGGACGGAUCUGACGGCGGCGCCGAGCCGGAGCUCGACGUCAAAGGCCCCCUCGUUGAUUUUGACGACACGAAGCCCUCCAGCACCCGGGCGGGGAAUGUGAAAGCCGAGGGCGAGGACGGGGAGAAGGAGAAGAGGACGCGCAGGCGGCGCACGCCGCACCAGCAGCACCUGAACAAGUUGUGCCAGCGGCGAUACAGAGAGCGUCAGAAGAACAAGAUGAUCGAAAUGGAGGGAAUCGUGAAGAAGCUGGACGAGAAGUCUGCCCUCCUGGCACAGGCGCAGAUCGAGAACGACGGCCUGAGGGGCAUGAAUCAGAGGCUCCAGCUGCUUGUGAGGGAACAGCAGGAGCUGCUGACGACGCUGAACGGAACUGGAGUGUCGCAAGUGGCCGGGGAAGACAUGGGCUUUCCUCUUCAGCAAAUCCCAGAACCAUCGACCUCCUUUCACUCGGGCGGCGACGAGCUAAUUUACGGCGGCGGCCCGCAGAAGCGCGGGCCCGAGCCUGCGAUCCUCGAAGAAAGGGCUAGCUGGACUCCGAACCAAAACGACCCCAUCAUCAGGGCCACUCCCGCGGCUCCGUCAGGCCAAGUUCAGCUGCUCCCCACCGCUCGUUCCGCCCUGUCUGGAGACUUGUGGCCUCUGGGUGCCGGGGUGGCCGGCAGCAUCCUUCGGUCCAAGUCCACCGGACUUUCGUCGUCAGCCGGCGAUCCCAAGAGGAUCAAGAGGCUCAAGACGGGUGAGCCCCCCCUCGCCUGGCCGUCGGAGUACGUAGAGGAAAGCGUCUCCGCUGCCAUGUUCAAUCCGCCCAUUACGACCGGCCACAAGUCGGACGACGACGAAGCCCCGUUUGGAGGCAGCCUGCGGGACUUCAAACGCGCGAGAAUGAGACUCUUCUCCAGCAACAGCUACGGGCCUGUGAAGCCUGUGGGCUCCGAGUCGCCCCCGGUGUUGCUGGUCGGCGCAGACCAGCCAUCAAUGCAGCAGAGCACCAACAUGGGCGCCGUCAGCCUUCCGAUCCAGAGCACCAACGUGGGCGCCAUGAGCCUUCCGAUGCAAUCCGUGCAGCCUGGCUUCGCCGGUGUCGGGCCCCAGUCGCCGACCAUGGGCGGCCAGAUCGCAGCCGAGGGCGCGCCUGUGGACGUGCCGGACUGGCUGAUAUCCGCGCCCGGAGAUGCAAGCGCCGCCGUUCGAGACAUGGCGGCGCAGGUGCAGGAUUUGAGGAACGUGCUGGAGGCGAACGGGAUUUUCAUGGGCGGCGUGCACGCGGGCGAUGAGCUGGUGGGCACACUGGUGGCCAUGCUCUCCCGCACGGCCGAGCACGCGGUGCGCGUCAUCAAGUCUCGCGUGCCCAGGGGGGCCAUCUUCGGCGGCGGGAGCGCGCCGGAGCUGCGGACGGAUCUGGCCCCCGAGGAGAGGGUGGGAUGGGAGAAGUGCGUGACGAUCCUGAACCUGGAUGCGACGCAGAGGGGCGCGGUGCUCGGCCUGAGGGCGGAGCACCUCCAGCGCCUGCAGCGCAUCUACGAGGAGAGGGCACGGCUCAAUGAGGAGGCGAGGUCCUUGAAGCGGGCAUCCGACAGCCAGCAAGGCUACGCUCCCGACAGUCUGAGCUUUGUGUGGGAUCGCCUUAAGCAGAACCUCAGGCAGGAGCACCAAGUGGUCAUCGACGGCCUCCGCGUACUGCUGUUUAGGAUUUUGGGGCCUGUGCAGGCUGCUCUCUUGGUUGUGGAAGCACACCCAGGUGAUGUGGAGUUGAUGAAACUGUCCGCUGCCAUCCUGAGCCUAGGCGGGGGGGGUAGCUGCCAAAGGUCGAGUUCGAGUGGCAGCCUUGGAGCGGCCAAUCGCGAGCGCUCUGCGCUUGAUGGCUGA